This is a messenger RNA of Helianthus annuus (common sunflower), 953 nucleotides long. Its product is annotated as chlorophyll a-b binding protein 6A, chloroplastic. Bases 86 to 826 code for a protein of 246 amino acids. The transcript has 4 exons. Gene Ontology annotation, biological process: response to light stimulus; photosynthesis, light harvesting in photosystem I. Gene Ontology annotation, cellular component: membrane. The record is from RefSeq and is a predicted model, not a curated record. Lineage: Eukaryota; Viridiplantae; Streptophyta; Magnoliopsida; Asterales; Asteraceae.
AUACUUGUACCAAACUCAUCACCACCAUUAUUCAUUCACCACAACUAACAAAACCUCCUGUUCAAGAUCCACAAUUCUUCUGGGAAUGGCUUCUAAUUCGUUAAUGAGCUCCGGCAUCCCCGGCGUGUGCCGCCCCGCGGUCCUGUCUUCAUCUAAGUCAAGAUUUGCAACUGCUGUGCCUCUUUCAGGUGUUGCCACCAAUGCUUCUAGGAUUUCCAUGACCGCUGAUUGGAUGCCUGGUCAACCACGGCCACCGUAUCUAGACGGGUCUGCACCCGGGGAUUUUGGGUUCGACCCACUUCGUCUUGGUGAAGUUCCGGAGAACCUCGAGAGGUUCAAAGAGUCUGAGCUUAUUCACUGCAGAUGGGCUAUGCUUGCAGUGCCAGGGAUUUUGUUACCAGAAGCCUUAGGAUUGGGCAACUGGGUAAAAGCACAAGAAUGGGCUGCUGUCCCAGGAGGACAAGCUACAUACCUAGGAAACCCUGUUCCUUGGGGUACACUACCCACAAUUUUGGCCAUAGAGUUCAUCUCCAUUGCUUUUGUAGAGCACCAAAGGAGCAUGGAAAAAGACCCAGAAAAGAAGAAGUACCCAGGCGGCGCUUUCGACCCAUUGGGCUACUCAAAAGACCCGAAGGCGUUCGCAGAGUACAAAGUUAAAGAAAUCAAAAACGGACGUCUAGCGUUGUUGGCAUUCGUGGGAUUCUGUGUGCAACAAUCGGCUUACCCUGGUACUGGACCCUUGGAGAACUUGGCAACUCACUUGGCUGACCCAUGGCACAACAACAUUGGAGAUAUCAUCAUUCCUAAAGGGAUUUUCCCAAACUAGAACACACCACCGACCUCAGAAUUCAUAUGUAAAAUCCAUGUAAACCUUCAUCUUGUAAUGAAAUGAACUUAUAUUAGUGUUGAACUGGUUUUGUGAACUUGAAAUUUCAUUUCAACUUUUUUGUUAA